AUGACGAACCCAUACGCUCCUCAAAAUCCGUGCUUGCCCAUGGUGGUAUCGGCCUUCGUGCUCAACGAAGCCGUUGCAAGUGAUCCUGAUGCAAGAAUUGCACCCAUCACCCAGCCAAAUUAUUCAUUCCUUCGAUUGGCGGAAGACAUCAUCCAGAACGACGCUCAGGAUCCCACUGACUUGCACUACACCUAUCCUGCUACGAAUAAUCCUCGUCUCUACGACAUUGGAAGGAAUGUCCGCCUGGACAGGAGCAUCGGCACGUACGUCAGCUGGACUUUACCAAAACUGUACCGGUCCGGAGUGGCCGCAACACCAAACUCACAAGGCGAUACUGAUGCCGACAAGGACCAGGCUCGCCAGGAAAAAGGCCUUCCACCAGUUUCAAGUCAGCGAGCAAGUGGAGGUGGUACUUUGCAAGGUGACUACUCAUCUCCCGAUUUCCGGUUUGCUCCGACGAGAUGGCUUGUUGUCCGAUUAAUCGACAAGAGCUCGAUUGCAAAUCUCCCGGCGACGACUGCUGACAAGCUCGAGUUCACUGCGUGGAUUGUGGACAGCGACUUGGUCACGAAUCUUGAGGAUAUCAAACUGGGCCUAGAUCUACAAGUCGACUUCUCACCGUUUAUUAAUACGACCACUCAGAACGACAAUUUGGCGUUGUUGAAGCAAGCUGAAAUCUUCCUGGGCCGCUGUAUUGACUACGAAUCAUGGAACGAAGUGUCCGCGGCCGAUAUGCGAAGCCGGCCCCAGCUGUCUGUUUUGAAUGCUGCGAAUCCAAUUUUUGCGGACUUCCAGCCUCAUAAUUCCAAUGUCUUCAGCAUCGUUGACAACUUCAAUUACACUGAUGAGAAUGGCAACAACGCGAUCCUUCAAAGCGCCACCGCUUCAUACUAUGUGAUCGGAUGGCACAGCAAAGAGGAGGAAGAUCCCUUCUUUAUGACGGCCGCUGCAAUUCAAGCCAAGCAGACUCUUCAAACUAGGCUGAACAAUCUUUCAAUCGACCUCCCAAAUCCAAACAAGGACAAAUCAAUUUCGGAUUGGCUCUCAUUCAUCGGAUCAGCUCGAUCUGUAUGCCAUGGCGCCAUCUACAAUGUGCAGUGGACGUAUGACAAGAUGCCUCCGAGUCCUGCUCAACUGACUGGGCAAUAUUUGAGCAAAACGACCAACGAGCCCGUGGCCAUUGGGACCACUCCCACAGGUUUGUCUCUGGUCCUUGCCGAUUUGCUUUUGGUGCUAAUUCCGGUUCAGACACGGUUCUCUCAUAUGUACAUGCGCAUAUGA
Messenger RNA from Penicillium maclennaniae, 1281 nucleotides. RefSeq lists its product as uncharacterized. Lineage: Eukaryota; Fungi; Ascomycota; Eurotiomycetes; Eurotiales; Aspergillaceae. The record is from RefSeq and is a predicted model, not a curated record. The transcript has a single exon. The coding region runs from base 1 to 1281 and encodes 426 amino acids.